CUCUGGGCACUUUUGCACUUUAUCAUGCCAACUCUGUUUGAUUCGCACGAUGAAUUUUCUGCCUGGUUCUCUAAAGAUAUUGAGUCUCAGGCUAGUGCCACUGCUGGCGGAGGGGGCGGAGGUAGCCUCAAUAGCAGCAGUAGUCUGGCCACUGCCAGACUGGAUGAGAAUCAGCUGUCGCGAUUGCAUCUUAUCCUCAAACCUUUUAUGCUGCGUCGCGUAAAGGCUGAAGUGGAGCACGAGAUAUCAGAGAAGGUGUUCCGCGCUUCCUAA
This is a messenger RNA of Protopolystoma xenopodis, 273 nucleotides long. Lineage: Eukaryota; Metazoa; Platyhelminthes; Monogenea; Polystomatidea; Polystomatidae. The record is from the annotation of a GenBank genome assembly.